AUGGCCGAAGAUUUACUCAACGCUGAGCCGAUCUUUUUCCGAAAAGCUUCAAGCGUCGAUCAGAAGAUUGGUUUUUGUACCGCGUCUCUCAACCAGUCGAUAUUUCGUGUCUUAAAAAGUUCUACGCCAAGCAAGAAAAAGAAAACAAAGAGGUUGAGUGGAGAUUUAACCCCAAAACGCGCUAAAAAAUCGCCUAUGAAUGGGAAUUCGAAGAACGGUAGUAUAGCGCACCUGUUCAAGAAAAACUCUGAAGAACAGAUGGCUCCGAGGACACAAAUCUACUCAUCCACCGGUGCAACUUUGGCUUUAUUACGACAGACUGCCGGAGGAAACGAACCUGUGGCGGCUAAGAAAAAUCAUACGCUUGUUGACUACUCUGACUCUGAGGGUUCUUCGGACGAAGAUGAGAAAAAACCAAUUCUUCCAACACAGAAAAUACGUGAUGGUGGAGGUGAUGCUCCUUCUUCGCUUUUGAUUAAGAAUAAGGCUCAAUCUUCGGAUUGGUUUACACAACCUUUCUUUGAAGCUAAGGAAGAGAAACCAGUGCCAUCUGCUGCACUUUCACCCAAAAAGCCAAAGGAAUCCCCUGCAGUCUCACCCAAAAAGGAAACUUUGAAGCCGUUUUCGAUUUUGAAAACAAAUGGGCAGAGUCAACCGUUGAAGAAGGAAGUUAAUGGGAAUGGGCUCUUUUAUGGACCUCAACUUCCACCAAAGAAAGACUUGCUGUUUGAUGACGAAAAGCCAACACCGUGCACGUCAAAAUUGGUUACACCUAUCCAGAGUUCUUCUGCUCCUAGAUUGGUACCAUCGAACGUAUUAAAACAACAACGUCUCAACAAAUCGUUUGAUGGGCAUAAAGCAACAAACGGUUUAUUACAUUCGAACAAGGAAAAUGGACAUCAGGAACGAAGAUUUCUGGAAAAUGGGAAUGGAGUUGAACGAAGAAAUGGAGAAAUUCCUAACAAACGGAUAUUGGAUCAACGCCAAGAUGGCCCACCACCACAAAGGAAACGGCUUUUGUCUGAAAGAGGCGAGGAAGAGCGAAAACAUCCGAUAAUUGAUCGAACCGUGAUAUCCCAUUGGCGCUGGACUCAAAAUAAUAGAAUAGGACACCGCAACAAAGGGUGCGGAUUGAUUAAUCACGCUAACGACUGCUUUUUGAAUGCGUGCCUUCAAGUGGUGGCUCAUACAGCACCACUGGCAAAAUUCAUCGAGGCUCACGGUGAAAAGCCACGGAAAGGGAUUGCGAGAACUGGUGAUACCGGGUUCAGCAGCCUUUGUGACCGCUCAAUCGAGUCUCAUGCCAGUAAUUUUAAUUUAAGAUGCCGUGAUCCAUGUCUUCUAUGCAUUUUCCGAACCCAUAUAAAUCAAGCCUUUCACGCAAAUGGCGCUUUUGUCAGCCCACUUCUCAAGUUCACGCGUCUUUUUUUCAAAACACACAUAAGAGGGCGACAAGAAGACGCGCAUGAAGCCUUCCUUAACCUACUCGAUGGAAUUGAUGGUAUUGCACUCCCAGGAAUCAAGCCUGCUUCACGGACUUCAAGUAGUGAAAACUUGAAUGAAAUGUCUCAAAAUGCAUCAUCAAAAUCGACGCCCUCUGAGCAAAUAUUUGGGAUGACAGUACGUUACAGAGGCCUAUGCAAACAUUGUGGUAAAGAAUCUAAUGGUUAUGAGAGGCAUCGCGUUUUACAACUUGGGCUUGACAAGUGGAGGAACACUUGUGCCAGUGAAUUACUUCAACGCUUCUUCCGCACCGAGCAACUUACUGAUUAUAAAUGUGAAAAAUGCGGUUUUCGAGGUGCCUAUCUUCGAACAGCACAAAUGUUGCGACCACCAGCGAUUCUCGUGCUUCUCAUCGGGAGAUUUUCAUUCCUCCGAAAAGUGCGCGACCAAGUGCUGCCAAAUACUUUUCUUGAUCUUCAGCCUUUUGUCGUUGAUCAAGGCGGAUAUAGUCAUGGGGAUAAUCGCUAUCAGCUGCGUGGUGUCGUCGACCAUUUGGGAGUAACGCUGGAUAGUGGCCACUAUCGUGCUUUUCAUGUGGAUGUAACCGGACAACAAUGGUUCGAAUUCGACGAUGAAAUGGUCCGUCGUACUGACGAACAGUCGAUGAAACGAGAUGUGGCGAAUGGUUGCUACAUGCUAAUUUACCAUAGAAAAGCAAACUGCCCU
Mesorhabditis belari is the source of this 2169-nucleotide messenger RNA. NCBI's taxonomy places the organism in Eukaryota, Metazoa, Nematoda, Chromadorea, Rhabditida, Rhabditidae. The record is from the annotation of a GenBank genome assembly.